Nymphaea colorata (pocket water lily) is the source of this 700-nucleotide messenger RNA. RefSeq lists its product as uncharacterized. Gene Ontology annotation, molecular function: zinc ion binding; nucleic acid binding. NCBI's taxonomy places the organism in Eukaryota, Viridiplantae, Streptophyta, Magnoliopsida, Nymphaeales, Nymphaeaceae. The transcript is spliced from 2 exons. Bases 181 to 621 code for a protein of 146 amino acids. The record is from RefSeq and is a predicted model, not a curated record.
CGUAUUAAGGCCGUCGCAGACCAACUUGCUGCCUCAGGGAAUAACAUUUCUGAUAAGGAAAAGGUGCAGCAAACCUUGAAUGGACUUGGGCAUGAUUAUCAUGCUUUUAUUACAGCUCUUGAGGUCCUUCCUGUUCUGCCUUCCUUCAACGAACUACAAGGUAAACUUCUCCAACAUGAAAUGAAUAUGAAAAGAGUCAUUGAAAGGACUGAUCAAGGGAACUCCCAAAAUGUGUUGGCUAUGAAUGUAAAGUUUGGUAAGAGCCAUGGGAACACCAACCAUGGUGGUCGUGGCAUUCUACCAACACCACAUAACCAAGGUAUUUCUCCUUUGGAUACUUCAAGAAAAAUACCAAUUUGUUUUCAGUGCAACAAGAAAGGACACAUGAAGGCACAAUGUUGGUUUAAUCCUCAAAAUAAAAACAAAGGAGUAAGACAUGAUUAUAAACAAGGAGGACAAAGUUCUAAAUCCACCGCUGAAGAUAUGCAACAGCUAUUGAUGGCCGCAUUCUCAAAGAUGACUAUAAAGCAAAAUGAGCAGGGAGAAUGGUUCUUGGAUUCAGGUGCAGCUACCCAUGUGACAGGAAAUGCAGGACCUCCAAACGAAGAAAAUGUUCGCUAGAGGGGAGCGUCAAGGGAAUAUGUACGUCCUCAAGGAAUGUCUACCCAAGGAUUCAUCCACUUUUGAUAUAGGAUUGAAG